This is a messenger RNA of Macadamia integrifolia, 4332 nucleotides long. RefSeq lists its product as uncharacterized. The transcript is spliced from 11 exons. Lineage: Eukaryota; Viridiplantae; Streptophyta; Magnoliopsida; Proteales; Proteaceae. The record is from RefSeq and is a predicted model, not a curated record. Bases 904 to 4146 code for a protein of 1080 amino acids.
CUAAAAAUUUUCGUUGUUUCUUCUCGCUGUUGCGAAGGUCGGGGAACGUUAUUUCUCCGCUUUGUUUCUGCAGCCUCUGCAAUGGGGAGGGACUUUUAGCAGUCUUUCUCUUCCCUUCUAUCGUUUAACGAUCGAAAAGUUUUCCGGAAAGGAGAAAGAAAGUGAAGAUUGAAACCCUAAUUUCCUUUUAUUCCUUGUUACACUAUGAAUGAUUUACCAUCUCUCUCUUGAUUCAGUUGUUCUUGACAGAAUUUUAGCAUUUCCGAUGAUAUUCUGCUUGGUUGGGAUUUUGAGCUUCGGUUUGGGAUUUCCUCCUGUUUAUGAUGACUGCAACCUAUUGAUCAUAUCUUCUGCUUUUAAAAGAGUUUGAUCUUCGAGGAUAUUGUUCUGGGUAAAUUUGUGAGGGGUAGUAGCUUACUUGGUAUCGAAUCUUCGUAUUUCAUCGCUCUGAGAUAAUGAUCGAUGAUACAGCUCCGCACCAGUUUAUAGAGUUAGUGGUCUAUACGUUAUUUUAAGUAUAUCAGUGGCGAUUAGUAUCUGCGGAACUUGCAUCAAUGGACGUUGAAAACGGUAUCGGGAAACGAAGAGUUCUUCUGCUGGAAAUCUUCGAAUAGCGUAUGCAAUAUCUGAAUUGAAUCCGUUUACUUACCGGGCAUUUUUUUGGUUUCCGAACUGAAGUUCCGUGUUUGCUGAUGAUCCAAACUCGGAAUCUUUUAUUGGGUGGGAGUUUCCAAUCGUUGCUUCAUUUGUGGAGAUAGUUAGUCUUGGACGUUGGAUUUAAGACUCUCCAUAAUGGAUGUUGGCCUGUAUUACUGAAACUUUUGGGGGAUGAUUGGUGCUCCUCAUUGUUGAGAAUACACAAAUUUUUAGUUCUGUAGACAGUGGUAUUCCAAGUGUCCGACAAUGACCUCUAUGAAUAUUUAUGAGGAGGGCUCACCAGCACAGCCAAUUGAAGCUGUUCUGAAAUCUCAAAAACAGUCCAAAAUUUCUUACACAAGAGAUUUUCUUUUGUCUUUGAGCGAGUUGGAUGUUUGCAAAAAGCUGCCAACUGGAUUUGAUCCAUCAAUACUAAGUGAAUUUGAAGAGUCAUCUCAUAGCAUACCAGAGUGGCAGCGAAUUCCUGGAAGUUCAUCUUUGCAGAGUUUCAGACGUGGUGAAUAUGGAUCUUCGCCACCUACCCGAGGUGAUUCCGGUAAUUAUUCUCGAGGAAGCCAGGGAAGGUGGGACAGUCAUUCGUCUGGGUCAAUUGAUAAAGAUUCUGACUCGUAUUCAGAUUGUUCAGAUUCUGGAAGACGUUAUGGCAACCAAGCUCGACGUUCUUGGCAAAAUUCAGAGCAUGAUGGUCUUCUGGGAAGUGGUGCCUUUCUAAAACCACCUGGAUAUGCAGCAGGGGUUUCAGCUCCAAAAGUUCGAGGGAAUGGUCAUUAUCAACUCCCUAGGAGUAACGAACCAUAUCAUCCCCCGCGCCCUUACAAGGCAGUACCUCACUCAAGAAGGGAUGCCACUGACUUGUAUAACGAUGAAACAUUUGGUUCAAACGAAUGCUCUAGUCAGGAUAGAGCAGAGGAGGAAAGAAAAAGAAGAGCUUCUUUUGAGUUGAUGAGGAAGGAACAGCAAAAAGCAUUUCAAGAGAAGCAGAAACAAGUUUCAGACAAGCCGAAAGGAAUAUUCGACACAGAUAUCACUGCAUUGUUGGAGGGUUCUGAAGAUGAAAAGAAGCUUCCUAAUAAGGACAAUGUAUCACAGGCCUCUGUUGUAUCAUUGGUUUCAGAAAAUGAUUCUGCGAGGUUUUCUUCUCACACACUAGGUCCUGCGUCCAGACCACUUGUACCCCCAGGUUUUAUGAGCUCUACUCUGGAGAAGAAUCUUGGAUCAAAAACACUGAUUCUUCCCCCUGCAGCAGAGGUUGGAAAUGUUGGUGGGGAUAGCAUUAAGCAUGCCAAGGAUAAUCUGGUGGCAAAUGGGACUUAUGAUAAUAAUGACGAGAAACAAUCAUGGUCCACUGAGCAGUGUUAUGAGGCUAAGAGUAUUCCAGCUCCCUUGGUGGAUGACAGUGAAAGGAUUGUGUUUGCGUCGUCAUCUACAGAACUUUGUGACAACUUGGCUGCUGUUGAUUCAUUGUGUGAAAAUUCUAAACUGUCAGAAGUUUCUGAAGGGCAGAUUUAUGAUGAAGUUACAAAAAUAGAUACUGACAAAGUGACAGGGCAUAAGAUAGUAAAUACAGCUGGUCAGGAUCAUUCAACUUCAAUCCUAGAGAAGCUAUUUGGCAGUGCUUUAACUGCCAAUACUGUUGGUUCAUCUAGCUUUAUUGAGCAUCAUGAUCAUGAUAUUAAAGCAGAUGAUUCAUGGAGCUCUGUACCCUUCCAAUCAUCGAAGUUUGCACAGUGGUUUGUUGAAGAAGAAAAGAAGCCAGUAGAUGAUCUCUCUUGUGGCAAACCUAGGGAUUUACUUUCACUGAUUGUAACUAGUGAUAAAGGUCGAUCUCAGGUGUCUGGAGUGUCUGAUGAGAAAACCAUGGAUCACAUCCCACCAAAACUUCCUUUUGAAAGCAAUGAACUUUCAAACAUGUUUAUCAAUUCAACUGCUAUUUCUGCGCCUGUUGGAAUUUCUGAACCAGUGUACCAUAAUAACAAGUCGAGCACUACUCAGGGAGUGCUUACAUGCGAAGACCUUGAACAGUCCAUCCUACAGGAAAUAAAUGAAAAGAGUUCAAGUCUGCAGCACGCUGUGCAACCCGGGAGUGUAACAGAUUCAAAAGCUGAACAGCCAAAAGCUGACGUUGACAAUUGUGCAUCUCAGCAUCUUCUUUCUCUGUUGCAGAAAGGAGCUAGCAUGAAAAAUCCAGCACCGUUGUCCAAUCUAGAUGUGCCCCCAGACAAACCUCACGUCUAUGGGGUAGGAAGUCUUGGCCCUGUGGUUCAUGGAUCAAGUGAGGGGAACAUGGAAAACAUUCAGAACUCUGAAAAGACUCUUACUCUUGAAACAUUAUUUGGGACAGCCUUCAUGAAGGAACUGCACUCAGUAGGAGCACCGGUAUCAAUACAAAGAGGCUCAACUGGUGGGGGAAGAACUGAUGUUUCAGAGCCUCAUGAGUUGCCAUUUCCAGUUUCUGACGAUGGUUUGUUUUCUUUUACAGCGGGUGAGUUCGGAUUGAGCAAGAGCAGUGCUGAGGGCAAUUAUUUGGCAUCAAAAGUAAAAUCUGAGAAGAUUGAGCAGCAUUGGUUGGGCUUUGAUGAUCCCCAUAUUGAUUUAGGGUCAAAGUUUGGUGCUGCUGGUGGCUUUGAAGAUAGAGCUGAUGGGACUAUGGAAAUUAAACUGCCUGAAGAGGACAGCUUGAUCACAGUAGCUGAUUCGGUGAACCCCCAACAUACCACAUUUAUGCCUGCUUCUAAUGCAACCAAAGACAAGUUGUUAUCUCCCUCAAAAACACCGGUUGAUAUUGCUGAAAAAUUGGCAGCUCUGAAUGCUACCCUUAAAGAUGAAAGGUCUAAAAUGCCAGGUUUGGAAGGCCCUCCAUUUCUUUGUGGUCCUUAUGAUCUGAUGGAUCCUGAGAUUCCAUAUCAUAAUCUGCAUGGCCAGCCAUCGUCUCCACAGUUUCAUCAUUCUCCAAUGAAUCAUGGAAGGCCUCUUAUCCAUUCAUUAGAAGCUCAUCAUGCUCAUAUGAAUUCUCCAAUCAAAUACAUGGGUCCAGAGAAUAUCAUCCAUCAUGAUCCACCACCACACCAUUUUCCUCCAAACAUGUUUCACAACCCUCCUUUCCAACAUAUAUCUGCUGCGCCAACAAGAUUUGAUCCUCCUCAUCAUUCAAUGUUACCACAGAUGCACAUGCCAAACAGUUUUCCGCUGCCUCACCUUAUUCAGGGACUGCCUAGAGGUUCACCACUGCCUCCUUAUGCCUUUAAUCAAAUGGCUGGUUACAUGCCUGAGAUGAAUCCAAUGCAAAGUUUUCCUGUAAAUCAUCGACAACCGAACUAUAAUGGCCUUGGGAUUCCAGUGCCAGAGACCAAUCAUCCUGAAGCAUUUGAACGGCUGAUCGAGAUGGAACUAAGAGCAAACUCAAAACAGAUGCACCCUGUCGCACCUCAUCCAGGCCGUAGCAUGGGGAUGUACGGUCAUGAACUUGAUAUGGGCUUCAGAUACCGAUAGUAGAUCAAACAUUGUUGGUGGGAUUGAUCGUAGUGGUUCAUCCCGAAUUUGGAUCGCAAAUCCUUGCAGUGGAGGUGGGUCUUCGAGUUUUGUAUGUAUUAUAUGAAUUCCAUUUGUAAUUGGCAUAUGGUUGAGAUUUUGGGUUUACUAUUUCUAACUUCAUAAUUCAAAAAAAAAAAAAAAAAA